Chenopodium quinoa (quinoa) is the source of this 939-nucleotide messenger RNA. Its product is annotated as cucumber peeling cupredoxin-like. NCBI's taxonomy places the organism in Eukaryota, Viridiplantae, Streptophyta, Magnoliopsida, Caryophyllales, Amaranthaceae. Gene Ontology annotation, cellular component: plasma membrane. The transcript has 2 exons. The record is from RefSeq and is a predicted model, not a curated record. Bases 149 to 700 code for a protein of 183 amino acids. Gene Ontology annotation, molecular function: electron transfer activity.
ACGUUGUCCGACUUGGUGGCAACCCAUUAUGUCUGGCUUCAAAGAAAAUACAUGUAACAUGUUAUAUAUAAUGUGGACAUAAUUAUAUUACUCAAUUAGACCUUAAGAACACACAAAGGUCUGCAUCAGAGAAAAAGAGAGAUUGAUAAUGGCUGGAGCAAUGUCGAAUGUAUUGUUCAUAGUUGCAGUAGCAAUAAUAAUGGUAUCGAAUGGUGUUGUUGCGGAAACACACAUUGUGGGAGAUAAGAGUGGAUGGACUGUACCAUCUCCAGCAACUUUAUAUAGCACCUGGGCUGCCAAACAAGACUUUGCUAUUGGUGACAUUUUAGAUUUCCAAUUUUCUGCUCCUCAUAAUGUGGCUGAGGUAUCAAAGGAAGGUUAUGAAGCAUGUGAUCCAGGGAAUGCCGAGGUUUUCGCCAUUGGCCCGAAAGAGAUAACUCUCAACACAACAGGACCACACUACUUCGUAUGCACCUUUGCUUCUCAUUGUGUUGGUGGUCAGAAACUUGUUGUAACGGUUGGCAGCACCUCUGACUCAUCGGAUGCUUCUCCUGGUCCCACCACUACCGCCUCUCCGAGCCCUGCACCGUCAGUGGCACCACCACCGCCUUCCGACGUAGGGUCCUCACCACCUUUGUCUAUUACUUCCACCUUCUUCUCUGUUUCCUUCAUUGCCUCUAUUAUGGCUAUAUUAUUUUAAGCAUGAUCACCCCUUUUUUUUUUAUGGCAGCAUGAUCACCCCUAAACGUGUAUUAUUCUGAUUACUAUUUUGUUGUAUUUUAUUUAUUGCUAUUAUUUUUUUCACAAAAUGUCAAAGACUAUUAUUAAAUUUUGUUAUCAUGGUGGUUUUUGUUAAAUGUGAACGAUGGAUUGGCAUUUCUUUUCCAUGUAACAUUUAUCGGUUAUAUUAUUGAGUCUUUUCAAGGGUAUACAUUAUAU